Brachypodium distachyon (stiff brome) is the source of this 971-nucleotide messenger RNA. RefSeq lists its product as uncharacterized. The record is from RefSeq and is a predicted model, not a curated record. Bases 347 to 817 code for a protein of 156 amino acids. NCBI's taxonomy places the organism in Eukaryota, Viridiplantae, Streptophyta, Magnoliopsida, Poales, Poaceae. The transcript is spliced from 3 exons.
UUGGCCUAAAUUGGCUUGGAUUUGUUUGGCAUGCCCACAAGGCCCCACCAUGACAGUAAAACUAAUGACAGGAGAGAAUCUUAAAUCCCCUCCUCCCCCCUCCCUGCCUCACCAGAUUUGAUACAUGCCAACCUGUUGCUUCUUAACAGAACCAAAAAGAUUUGGCCUUGGCCUAGAAGUAGCUAGCAAGAGAGAUCUUCUUGUGGGAGAAACAACAGAGAGAGAGAGAGAGAGAGAUAAACAGAGAGAAGGGAGACAGAGAGAGUGCCUUUACCUUCUUCCGAAGAAUUCAGGAACAGGGAUCCUUACCAGAGGUGAAGCUGAUCUUUGUUUGGGUUGGUGAGAAAUGGAGAAGAAACAAAUGAAGAUGGCCAUCAUGAGGCAAGAACAGACAUUCAGACACCAGGUAAACGAACUGCAUCGUGUAUACCAGGUUCAGAAGCAACUGAUGACGGAGAUGCACGUUGUUAAGAUGAACCGGGCUCAGGCAGGAGAAGAUACUCAAGCUGAAGCAAUGGUGGAGACAAAUCAUCUGCAAUGGUACAGUAACUCAGGCGAGAAGAAGCCCCCUCCCGUUGAAGACUUCAACCUGGAGCUGACACUAGCAACUGGGAAUGAUAGGAGGAAACAAGAUAUGGCAUCCAACUCAGACUCCGGCGCAACAGUGUCGUCAUCAACUUCUGCUGAAUCAGAGUCAGGGCAGCGAUUCCCCAAGUCCAAUGUAAACGUAAGGUUUCAAAAUAAGAGCGAGAGGCAUGAUGAUCAGCACAUGCAGUCUCCUUGGCUCUACCAAUGUUUAAGUCUGAAGAUGGCUUAGCUAGGCUUCAGUGUUUCAGAAUUCAGUCCAAACAGAAUCACAGGCAUUAUUAUGUGUACAUCAGAAACUAAUUUGUUGCAACUGGAGGAACGAGCUCAAUAGAAAGUAAUCGGCCACAUCUAAAAACGUGUGGCUGAUUAGAAAUAGAAAGUAA